UAUCCUACUAUAUUCUCUGGGUUGGUUCUUAGAAGGUAACAAUACAUGAAUAGAAAUAUUGAUGUGACACGUGUGCAAAAAAGUUUGCGUUGCAGAUCAAGUUGAAAUUUUAUGAACACGGACUGAGCGAUCGUUUAACGUUUCGGAGUUAAACCUUUUAACUCGUCAGCCUUAACGGAAUACAUUUUUAAAAUUUAUUUGGAACAUUCUGACAACAUUCAUGGAAAAUAACGACAAUCCCCAGGAAGCUGAUGCACAUUCCCCUUCAAGAAUGGAGGCACUGAUGAAAAAUUGUAAGCUUCAGAAAAAUAAAGAAGAAGUUAAGCAGAGACUUGUGCAAAGUGGAACGGAUUUCAUCUUGGUGUUCUGGAAAGUGCUGUCAGCCUUAGAGGAAAAUAUCCAAAGCAAUGCAGAUGUGUCUGUAGCGACUCUGAUGGCUUACAUGGCUGAGGUUCUUCACUGUAUAUUCUUCUUGGGGCACAUCCAUGAAAUGCCCAUUAAUCCCAAGACCUUCUUCCAGAACGACAGACUGUUUCAGAUAUUUAAGAGGCAGUUUCCAGAGCCUUUCGAGCACUACUCCACCCAUCUGCCAAAACGCACACCAUUCUCCAUCCUUCUUGAUAUGGUAUCAAAGGUGAAGGGUCACACAGAUCACAGAACUAUACUGAGCCAAGUGGAGGAGGUGAAGAAAAAAUUAACUGAGAAAAGCAAAGACAACCAAUUUGGAAAUAACUACAGCUUGACAGCCAGUGUCAUCUGCAUGUCCUACUUCUGCACACCAGAGAAAGGGUUUAAUUAUGGAGCGUCUCUUUCUUGCAGCGGUAAAGUAGAGACUAAGAUCAUGAUCGCACUCUCGUGCAUCAAAACGUGGAAUGAUGCAGUUGCACACGCCGUCUGUCACGCUAAGAAAGGGGGCUUCAUCAAAUUUCCUGACGGGGUGACAUGCCAGGCCUAUAUAUAUGAUCUAAAAUCAGGCUACAAUAUUGAGAAAGCCCCCUGCAAGAAGUGUCACGGGAUGUUCCGGAACGUGAACUUUCUGCCUCCACCAUCUGAAUGGCCAAAAGGGCAGGACUGGCAGUAUGGCAAUUGUGCUGAAACUGAAUCUCUCAGCCACCUCCUUAACACAGAGCAAAAUGUGAGGAAUGCAAUUAAGGCUUUUAAAACACACGAGGUAAUUAUAAACAGAGAAGAAAUCGUGCAGGAAGCAAAAAAGAACGUGACCCAGCUGCUGAAUUCGAGAAAGUUUAGAAUCCAAUUGGACGAUUUUAAAUUCUUUGCUGUGCAGAAUUGACUACAACACUUUCAGACCUAAAGCUCGUUUAAUAAACUUUUGUUGAACCAAACAAAGCUGGGAUUCUGCAGAGGCACCAUUACGGGACACUUUGGAAUUUCACUACAGGCCCUGCAUUCAGUAGUUCUGUCAAAUUCUAAUAACAACAUAUGGGGCCAAUGAAUAGAAAGGAUAGCAUGCUCGAUAGUCUGGUGUUAACUCUUCUGGCUAAAGAAAUGCAGCGCUGGCUUACGAACAUGUACGAGAAAUGAAUCAGGGAGCUCCUGCAAGGGUGAAGUUGAGGUGGAGGAGGAGCUAAAAAAGAUCAGAGUUGUGAUGGUACUGUAUGUACUAUAAUACAGUACGUAAGAGAGCAGAAGUGCAUUUAGCAUUAGACCAUCCCCCAAAGUUGUGUUAAAUAAUACAGCAUGUUACAAAAGAUAUAUUGGUGUGUUUGACUAAAUGCACUAGUAUGGUGUAUUUAGGUUUUUUACCUUUUUACUUUUGGAAGCAUGAUGUUAGAAAUAUUGGCUGCAUGCAGAAACCAAAAGAACUUGUUUUAAAAAAAGGAGCAGAAUAACCUUGAUUUUGUGGUGAGAAAAACUUUACUCACCAGCGGUUGGGACUGGAAAUCAGAUCCAAAUUCGUAUUUAUUCUGCACUAUAUUAACACUAUAUUUCCAUAGUGUUUACAUACAGUAUUUGCUUUACUUUGCAGGCUCUCUUAAAACCAAAUAUUUUAUAUCUAUUUAGAACUGUGUAACAUUUAGACUGCAAAAUAAAGCAUCUUUGUGUAAACAUUUUGAAAACCCACAAAAACAUAUCCUUUUGAAAUAGAAAAAUGUUAUUUUGAUUUGAUUGACAAAUCAGAAUAUUGCUGAAGACUCCAAAUCCCAUAAAAGUAAGAAGAAUGCUUUUACUAUUCUUUAUUUUGAACAUUUUUCUUUUUUUAAGGUUGUCCUUUCUAUACCAUAGAAGGUUUCUUUUCAUGUAUACUGUAUGUUUCACAUUUCACAUUUUUAAUGGCUGAUGUUAUGAAACAGUAACAGUCUUUCCUGAAAUAAAGAUAUUUAAUAUUCAUGGAUUUUCUUAUGUUUAUAUUGUGAAAACUGAUCAACUGGCAUUCAAUAAAGUAUUUUUUUAUCAAU
Messenger RNA from Lepisosteus oculatus (spotted gar), 2417 nucleotides. RefSeq lists its product as uncharacterized. The record is from RefSeq and is a predicted model, not a curated record. NCBI's taxonomy places the organism in Eukaryota, Metazoa, Chordata, Actinopteri, Semionotiformes, Lepisosteidae.